GGCCAACGCCUCUGUGCUGCCAGAUAAAGGGUCAUAUACUGUUACUGCUCAUCAGUCACUGUUCGACUCAUCAGAAGAGAGUAUUAGCAACGGGAGAUCAGCUGAGAGGCUGCCGUUAAGGGAUCAGCUAUGCUUGGAGGAGUCCACACAGAUUUGUUGGUCACGACUUUACUCUUCCUCUCUCAGACAGGGACUCUGUGCAGAGCUGAAAACGACUUUACAUUGGUUCCUUUACCAGAAUGGAGGACACAUUCAGAGUAUGUUACACAAUGUUUCUACGACAGACAUAACAAUCUGAGCUGUGACUGGACGAGAAACCAACAAAUAUCAGUGGAUGUUGCAGUGAGUAUUUUUGAGAGUGGUCGGCUGGGCAUGGAGGGCGAGGCCUGUCUGGAGUUUUGGUACCAGAGCCCAGUCACAGCUAAUGGGUCUGAACUAAGAGCUUUCCUGAAAAGCAGCGACGGUCUGGUAGAAAUAUGGACCUCUCCCAUCCUCCCCAGAAAUUCAUGGACGCAAGUGUUUGUCCCCCUGAAUAUCGUCAAACCGGAGUCUCGGGUUGUACUUGAAGCAGUGGCCAUGGCGGGACGGAUCACAAUUAACAAGAUAGGUGUAAGAAGAGGCUCAUGUGGGCCCCAGUGUGAAUCUAACACAGAGUUAUGGACGGAUGAGUCCACCCGCUGCCUCUGCUCUGAGGGCCAGCUCUCCUGCACUCCCUCUACGUGCCCACAAGGCCAAACCUGUGGUCCUCAUAGAGGAAGCUCCAGAGGGAUUUCCACCACUGGGACGUGUACAAUACACAGUCACACAGACUGCAGCACUUUCGAUGGAGUGCUGUUCCGCUUCAUGGCCCCCUGCACCUACAUACUGGCUAAGACCUGCUCACCCACUGAGGACCUGCCCAUGUUCAGUGUGGAGGUGGUCAAUAAGCAGAACGGGAACUCAUCUCUGCCAGCCAUUCAGCAGGUCAAUGUGGACACAGGGAACAUCAGAGUGUCUCUAUUGAAAAGACAGAUGCACCGGGUCGUGGUUAAUGGGGUCUGGAGGAAGCUUCCGCUGAGCCUCAGCAGUGGCACUGUCAACAUCAAGAGUAACCCUGCUGCCGUUGUCCUGGAAACCAGUUUCGGUCUGACCGUUUCAUUUGACAGCGCUGGGGCUGUACAUGUCACCCUGCCGUCCGCAUAUUCAAAUGAGGCCUGUGGCUUGUGUGGCAACUUUAACGACAUCAGGGAAGAUGACUUGCGCAAGCCUGAUGGUACAAACGCCCAAGAUGCUACGGCUUUGGCUCAGAGCUGGCAGACUGGGCAGAGCACCUCCUCCUGUGAAACUAUUCUAGUCCCUCAUCAGUGUGACCCACAGGAGGAGUCCGGGUACACCAGUGAGUUGUACUGUGGCAGACUCCUCUCUAGCACCGGGCCCUUUGCGGACUGCCAAUCAGUUCUGGGGGCAGAGAGUUACUUCAGGGCCUGUGUGGUCGGUAUGUGCUCUGCUCAUGGGGACCCAGCGGUGCUAUGUGAGACAUUACAGGUCUACAGCGAUAUCUGCAAGGAGGCUGGUGUCGCUGUGCCCAUGUGGAGGAACUCCACAUUCUGCCCCCUUCAGUGUGCUGAGAACAGCCAUUAUGACUCAUGUGCUUAUGGCUGUCCAGAGGUGUGCUCCGGUCUGGAUUUAACUGGCUCUUGUGGAAACUGUGAGGAACGAUGCGUGUGUGACUCUGGCUUCAAACUCAGUGGGGGAAAGUGUGUCCCAGCAGAAGACUGUGGGUGCUGGUACAAUGGGAAACACUACGAGAAAGGAGACACAUUUGUGGAAGGAGAGUGCGAGCAGCAGUGCCAAUGUAGGGGUAAUAAUGAUCUGUGGUGCACCUCAAUGCAAUGCGCAUACAGAGAGGUUUGUAAGGUCGAGGAAGGGGUCAAAGACUGCUUCCCAUUCAAACCCGCCACCUGCAGGGUGUAUGGCGAUCCGCAUUACAUCACCUUUGACAAGGUGGCUUAUGACUUCCAAGGAGGCUGCAGUUACACUCUGACUACAACAUGUGGAGAAGAAGGCUCAGUCCAGUUCACUGUAAUUGGACACAACAUGCAUCCUCCCCUUCAGAACUACACUCGGUCCAAGCUGGAGGCUGUGACUCUACAGGUGGAAGAUUUUUGCCUCACCCUAAAUCAAAGUGGAGAGGUCCAUGUAAAUAACAGCCGUGUCCAACUCCCCUACAUCACUGAUGGAACCUACGGCUUAAUACGGGCCUACAUGAAGAAUAAUUAUAUUGUUCUGGAGGCGGCCUUUGGCCUCCGGGUGAUGGUAGAUGGGCAGAGCAGACUCUUUGUGCAGGUGGAUGAGCGCUACAAGUACGAGCUGUGCGGACUGUGUGGCACCUACUCCGAAUACCAGGGCGAUGAAUUCGUAACCCCAGGAGGCCAAAACGUUACAGAGCCAUUUGAGUUUGGUGACAGCUGGAGGGUGCCGAACCAUGAUGAGUGUACUGUCUAUCCAAAUGACCCGAGAGUCUGUGACUAUGAUGAAGAGAAUGAUGCCUACAAUGAGUGUAACACACUACUGAAGGAUGCCUUCAAUCCCUGCCAUGAAAUUGUUCACCCCGACAUCUACCUUAAUAGUUGUGUGUACGACUAUUGUGCCACAAAUGGGGACCAACACACCUUGUGUGAAUCUCUGAAGUCCUAUGCAACAGCAUGUCAGGUUGCGGGAGUGAAGCUGCCCUUCUGGCAGGCAGACACAGCUUGCGCUGAGCCCCCAACCACUACAGCUUCUCCAACAACCCCAACUUCUCCAACACCAGAUCAGACUUGCAGAUUCCCUAGCCUGGUUGAUGGAACUGAGCUUCCUUCCACAACUGCGGAAGUUCUCCCAUCACACCCAGUCUGUAACAUCGACUGUAGCUUUGACAGCAAUCUUUGUAGCUGGAAUCAGAUGCUUACUGAUGUUUUUGACUGGACAUGGCAGAAUGGUACCACACCCAGCCUGAUGACAGGGCCCUCUACUGACCACACUGGUGCUGGUCACUACCUGUACAUUGAGGCCAACAGCGCAACACAUGGAGAUACAGCUCGCCUCAUCAGCUCUGAGUGUUCUGACAGUGGUCCUCAGUGUCUGCAGUUCUGGUACCAUAUGUACGGCUCAGCAGAUACAAUGGGCCUCCAUGUUUACCUGCUACAAGGCCGACUGGCUAAGGGUGUCUGGUGGAAGAGGAAUGACCAAGGAAAUAUGUGGCACUUGGCUCAGGUGGACUUCACUACAACUGGAACUUUCCAGAUAAUUGUUGAAGGGCGAAGAGGUUCCAAUGAUCAGUCUGAUGUGGCUGUAGAUGACGUAUCAAUUCAUCGUGGACCUUGUGCAGACUUGACUGAACCAAAAACCCCUGCUCCUGAGCUCCCUCCAACCAUCAGCUCAUCAGCCACACAACAACCAACAACAACUUCAUCAAAACCACAACCACCAUCAACAACUAAAUUUAUGACAACAACCACCAUAACAACAGCAACUUCAAAUCCUGAUGACCCAAUGACCACGAGACCUGAUAUUCCAACAACAACAGGACCACAGCUACCAAUAACAUCAAGGCCAAUAACAACAGCUGCAACUGGACACAAAACCACAGCUACACCACACCCAAAAACCACAGAGGGCACAGAAGUUGAAACUUCAGAACAGCCAGUAUCUGAAACCACAGUAAGACCACAACCUUCAACCACAACUCAACCAAAGCCACACACAUCAUCUAGACCACAAACCACAACCACAGAACACACAGAAGUUGAAACAACAGAACAGCCAGAACUUGAAACCACAGAAAAACCACAACCUUCAACCACGACUCAACCACAGUCACACACAACAGCUGCACCACUACCUCCAAGCACAGCUAGACCACAUCCUCAAACCACUGCCGAGUCACAAACAACAAAUAGACCACAAACUCCAACCACUACAUCACAACCACAAACAACAGUUACACCUCAACUAACAACCACAGUUCAACCACAGCCUCCAACCACAACGCAGCCAAAACUGCCAACAACAGCUCCAUCUGAGUCACAAACAACAAGCACUUCACAUCCUCCAACAACAACUACAUCAAAACCUCAGACCACAACUCCACUCGAGUCCCAAACAACAAGCGCACCACAACCUUCAACCACCACAGCUAAACAACAACCUUCAACAACAGCUGGACCAAAACCUUCAACCACGAUGCAGUCACAAACGCCAAACACAGCUCCACCAUCUCAAACCACUACAGCUGGANCACCAUCUCAAACCACUACAAAUGAACCUCAACCUCCAACCACAGCCAGACCCCAACCUCCAUCUGAAACACAAACAACAAGUAGACCACAACAAUCAACCACAGCUAAACCCCAAACCACAACAGUUACACCACAAUCCACAACAACACUGAGACCAGAACCCACAACAACAGCUGGACCCCAACCCACCACAACCCUAAAACCACAUCCACCAACAGAAAGACCUCAGUCUACAGUUACAACACAAUCUACAACAACUGCUAGACCCAAACCACCAACUACAGCUGUGCCAACACCCUCUUGCCCACAAAACAGUCAUUACACCACUUGCAUCCCUGCCUGCAGUCCAACCUGCAGACACCUGAAUGGCCCACCACGCUGCAGUGACAGUGACAGUUGUGUGCCAGGAUGUGUGUGUGAUGACGGCUUUGUGCAGAAAGGGCAGCGUUGCGUGCCUAUCCAAGAGUGUGGAUGCGUGGACAGUAGUGGCAACAAACAUCAUUUCAAUGACAGGUGGUACACCAAUCACUGCAGUCAGAAAUGUGAAUGUGAGAAAGACGAUGGCAUAGGGACGAUUGACUGCGACGACAAAGACGAAUGCGAUGGAAAUGCUGUCUGCCUUCAAAACAACGAGGGCGAAUGGUACUGCAGAUCUACAGGCUUCAGUGAAUGCACUAUAAAUGGAGACCCAGAGUACAGAACCUUUGAUAAAAUGAAGUAUGAAUUUGAGGGCGAGCACUCGUAUGUGCUGGUCCAGACCAAAAACUUGCCGAAUGACAUUCCAGACGUCUACAUCGUGGGCAUCAAUACACGCAGAGUAGAUGAUGGUGAUGAUGGUGAUGAUAGUGAUGAUAGUGAGCAUCAUGACGACAGUAGCAGUGAAGAAAACCACAGUCGCAGAGUCGGGGAUGAAGAGAAAGAUGAUGAUGACGGCGAUGAAGCCGAUGAUGACAAUGACCGCAACGAUCGCAAAUAUUAUGAUGACAGCGACGAAGAUGAGGAGCAUCCCAGAUUACAAGAGCUUAAGAUCAUAGUGUACAAUCACACUGUGGAGAUGAGGAAGAAUCGAGAGCUGGUCGUGGAUGGAAAGAAAACCAAAAUGCCUGUCUCACCGACCGCUGGUUUAAACAUCCGGCAGCAUUCAUCUCGCAUCUACCUGAAGACUGACUUUGGCCUCUCAGUGGAGUUUAAUGGACGCAGCUCAGCAGAGAUCAUUCUCCCACACAUAUAUAAAAGGAAAGUAAGAGGUCUGUGUGGGAACUUUGACAGUCAAAAGAGGAAUGACUGGAUGAAGCCGGACGGCACCAUGGCCAGGAGUGUUCGAGAGUUCGGAGAGAGCUGGAGAGUGUAAAUAUCAGAAGGAUAAUAUCUGUAACCUUAGAAGAUAUGAAUAAACCUAAGCUUCAAAACAUGACUAAGCUAAAAAACACCAGUGGCACUGAGUUGUCUUUUCCUCCAGCUGUUCAGGACAAAGUAUCAUAAAAAAAAUACUUUUCUACAGCAUCUGCUUUUAUUAGGAUUUGCAUUGUUCAAAGAAUCUGAUGUCAAGACUACGUCUAUUUUAAAAAUGAUUUUUCUUUGAAACCAUCACAUUUUCAAGAAAUCAGUGACAAUAUAUCAGACGUUGCUGUUUUUGUCACAGUCGAGCAUACCAUUUCUUCAAAAGCGAUGUUCUUACAGCUGUGUAGAUCUUUCACAGUAAUGGCCACGCUGAACAAAAGGUACAAUACAGUGUUUGAAUGAUGAGAACGUAUGUCUACAUAUGGACACAUGAUACUGUUGAAAAGGGGUUGCAUGUGCAAUAAAUGAUUAU
Molecule: messenger RNA, 6072 nt
Organism: Paralichthys olivaceus (Japanese flounder)
Lineage: Eukaryota; Metazoa; Chordata; Actinopteri; Pleuronectiformes; Paralichthyidae
Source: RefSeq, a predicted model, not a curated record